Messenger RNA from Bathycoccus prasinos, 2052 nucleotides. RefSeq lists its product with no specific name. NCBI's taxonomy places the organism in Eukaryota, Viridiplantae, Chlorophyta, Mamiellophyceae, Mamiellales, Bathycoccaceae. The record is from RefSeq and is a predicted model, not a curated record. The transcript has 2 exons. Bases 1 to 2052 code for a protein of 683 amino acids. Gene Ontology annotation, molecular function: kinase activity.
AUGACAUCAUCACCAUCGCCUGUGUCGUCGUCGCCGACUUCAACUCCAUCGAAUCUCUGGUUGAACCAUCCAACCUUGCGUCCUGGAAAAUCAGAGCGCGAGAAAGCGUCCUCGUUGACUCCCAUCACAUCCCCUACUCAUACGAAGAACAAAAAGCGGUUACAAAGUCUCCUCCUCGUACUCCACGGGGCGAAGAUCAAAACGAAGCGUGGGCGGGAACAUGUGAGGGAAAUUAAACGCUCGUUAGAGAAGCAUGGGGUGACUGCAAGUUGUGUGCACGAGAAAGUGACGACAAAAGAGGGGGAUUGCAUCGCCAUCGUGCGUGAUUCAAUCGUGUUACAAUCCUCGUCAUCACAAGAGUCGCCAAACCCUAAUCCAGUUAUCGAUGCAAUUUUCGUGAUGGGCGGCGACGGGACGCUGCGGGAAGCGGUUCAAGGGUACGUGGAAGCGAGACGCGUGAAACCUUUGGGAGUAAAAGAAAACCACGUACCGAUAGUCGCUUUGCCGUGUGGCACUGGUAAUAAUUUUGCGAGAGAUUUGAACUGUUUUACGAUCGAAGAUUGUUUUCGAUUGGCGUUUGAAAGAGGCGAGGCGAGGGACGUGGACGCGGUGCAGAUUGAAAGUUUCGUAAAAGACGACGACGAGAAAGAAAAGAAGAAACGAUCAAUAAAGACGAUCAGCAUUAACGUCGUGACGUGGGGGAUGGCGAGAGAUGCGGCGGAAACGGCGGAAAAGAUGCGCUUUUUAGGUCCAAUUCGGUACGAUUUGGCUGGAUUUUAUCACAUUUUGAAGAACAAAUCCAACGUCGCUUCGUUAACCGCGGAAACGCCUUCAAUGCAACUGAAAGGCUCGUGCACCGACGACGAUUUCCUCAUGCUCUUCGCUCAAAACACGCGCUGUUCCGGUCGAGGAUUCCAUUUCACUCCCUUGGCGAAACUCGACGACGGUUUGAUCGACGUCGUCGUCGCCAAAAAAUGCGGGUUGAUGAAAACCGUCGCCCUUUUCGACGAUACCAAAGAACCAAAGCGCGGCGCGCACGUGGAGAAAAAAGAUGACGUUUUUUACAUCCAGUGCGAAAAAUUGAAAAUCGAGACUCACGACAGAGAAGAACUCGUCGGCGUCGAUGGUGAGGUCACUUUGAAAACGCCCGUCGAGUUGGAGUGUUUGAGAGGCGCGUUUAGCGUUUAUGGACGACGACAAAAACGACUGAAGAAGGCUUUUUUUGCCUCAAUCCGAGAACAGCAAGAACAAGAACAGAAUUCCAUACACAUAUUCGACGGAGAUACGAAUUUGCCCCCGUUAGUUCAAACGCGGAUUACUCUCACUUGUACGACUCCUCCUCCAGCUCAAAGCGUCGAUGACGAUUCCCCCUCUACUUCUUCGUACUUCUUGGACGUGGUAAAACCACCCUCGGUGGAAGACUUGUACGACUGGUAUACUACUUAUAAUCAAACGGAUAAUCCUGAUGAAUCCUGGGCAAACGUUUGGGAAACUGAAGUGGAGUUGAUUCGAAAAUACAUCGAACGCGACAUCGACGAAGAAGCGGCUUCAAAUGAUAAUAUAAUCAUCGAAGUCGGCGCGGGCUUAUCCUUCGCCGCUUUACUACUCGCGAAAUAUUUCCGGAAGAAAUGUCUUUUGUUAGAUCGGGAACCUCUGGCGUUGCACUGCGCGUUAUCGACGGCGAAGGUGAACGAAGUGGAGGUUUCAGCGGUGGACAAAUUUGAAGAUGUGAAAGGAAAGAAUAAAGGUAUCGUCGCGGCGGCGAUGUUCGAUUGGAGCAAAAGUGUGACGAGAGAGAGUUUACAUUUGAAGAAUAAAGCGCGGACGAUCAUCGGCGCGGACGUGCUCUACGACCCGGAGACGUGUACAGAUUUAGCGAACGCGUGCUCGAUAUUAGGCGAGAAGGUCAUCUUGUGCGAGUUGAGAAGAGAACGCGCGAUUGGUCUGCAAGCAAAAUUUUUCGACGAGUGCGAAAAACUCGGCGCGACAAAGUGUGAGAUUGACAAGGAUAUGUCCUCGGAGGAGUACGUAUUUUUAGUCGUAGAGUUUUGA